GCCGUGUCAUGAGCAAAGCAGCGAUGAGGGGCCCGGUUUUGCAGAAAGCCGUUCUGCAGCAGCCACCACGGUGACUUUUCCCAGCUCCCGUCACUCGCGGGCUGGCCUGGAGGUCCCUGCCAUCGAGAGGCCGGGCUGAAGGUGCCGCGUCCUCCCUCGCCCCGUCCCUCGCUGGACAGCUCCCGCUGCAGGACUCGCCAUGGGAGGGUGUUUCUCCAAACCCAAACCAGGACCGAAUAACUUGCCCGUAAGCGUUUUAAAAGACUUGGCUGAGGAGCUGUCUGCGCCCCUGAGACUGAUUUUUAAUAACUCUUGGAGUACUGAGGAUGUUCCUGAGGAGUGGAAAACAGCUGAAGCCACUUUGCCAGUGUUUAAAAAAAGUAGACGGAAUGAGCUCGUGGAAGUGAAGAUUGAGGUGGUGCUGCCAGAGAAAGAGCGGGUCAAAGAGGAGACGUCGCCCAACGGGAAGGCCAGCCCCAUCGUUUACAAGGCGAAUGGCACCUCGCGGCACUACCAGCUGGAGGAGCACCCGGUCCCCCUCAACCCCUACCGGCACAUGAAGGACAUGGUGGAGGCCUCUGUUUGCCACGUGAAGGACCUGGACAACGGACAGAUGCGAGAAGUCGAUCUGGGCUGUGGGAAGGCUCUGCUGGUGAAAGAAAACGGAGAUUUUUAUGCUAUGGGUCAUAAGUGUCCUCACUAUGGCGCCCCGCUGGUGAAAGGGGUCUUGUCCAAAGGCCGGAUCCGUUGCCCGUGGCACGGGGCUUGCUUCAACAUCGGCACUGGUGAUAUUGAAGACUUCCCAGGGCUGGAUAGUCUCCCCAAAUUCCAGGUGAAAAUUGAGAAGGAGAAAGUGUACAUUCGAGCAAGCAAGCAGGCUCUCCAGGCCCAGAAGCGGACAAAGAUGAUGGCGAAAUGCAUCUCUCUGAGCAACUACAACGUCAGCAGCACCAACGUGCUCAUCAUCGGGGCAGGUCCGGCUGGGCUGGUGUGUGCAGAGACGCUGCGCCAGGAAGGCUUCUCGGACAGGAUUGUGAUGUGCACAGUCGAUCGGAAUUUGCCCUACGACAGACCCAAGCUGAGCAAGUCAAUGGAUUCCCACGCUGACCAGAUCGCCCUGCGCCCAAAAGAAUUCUUCCGCAUGAACGACAUUGAGGUCCUGACCGAAAUGCAGGUGGUGGCGGUGGAUGUCAAGAACAAGACGGCCAUUUUCAAGGAUGGGUUUAAGAUGGAGUACAACAAGCUUCUGCUUGCAACAGGAAACACGCCCAAAACGCUCAGCUGCAAAGGCAAAGAAGUGGAGAACGUUUUCACCAUCCGGACCGUGGAGGAUGCCAACCGGGUGGUCAAAGUGGCUGCCGGCAGAAAUGCUGUGGUGGUGGGGGCCUCUUUCCUUGGGAUGGAGGUGGCUGCCUACCUUUCGGAGAAAGCUCACUCGGUCUCCGUGGUGGAGCUGGAAGAAGCGCCCUUCAAGAAGUUCUUUGGGGAGAAGGUCGGAUGCGCCCUCAUGAAGAUGUUUGAAAACAACCGAGUGAAAUUCUACAUGCAGACCGAAGUGUCAGAACUGCGGGAACAGGACGGCAAGCUAAAGGAGGUGGUGCUGAAGAGUGGCAAGGUUCUCCGGGCAGACGUCUGCAUCAUUGGCAUAGGGGCCACUCCAGCUACUGGCUUCUUGAAGCAGAGCGGCGUACAUCUGGACUCCAAAGGUUAUAUUGUGGUGAACAAGACGAUGCAGACCAGCAUUCUGGGAGUUUUUGCUGCGGGGGACGCGGUCGCCUUUCCCCUGGCGCUGAGAAACCACAAGAAGACCAACGUUCCGCACUGGCAGAUGGCCCACGUGCACGGGCGCAUAGCAGCACUGAACAUGUUGGCUCACGGGACAGAAGUCAGCACCGUCCCUUACCUGUGGACCGCUAUGUUUGGCAAGAGCAUUCGCUACGCUGGUAAGGGAAGAGCAGGGCCAUGGGAAGGAUUUGAUGAUGUGAUUAUUCGGGGAGACCUAGAUGAACUUAAAUUUGUAGCCUUUUACACAAAGAGCGACGAGGUCCUUGCCGUGGCAAGCAUGAACUAUGACCCCCUGGUCUCCAAGGUUGCCGACGUCAUGGGGUCUGGCAGGACGAUCCGCAAGCGGGAUGUGGAAACUGGAGACAUGUCCUGGCUAACGGGAAAAGGCUCCUAAGGGCCUGGGAAUGCCUGGUUCCACUUCAGGGACCUCGGCAACAGCCACCUUCCUCCAGGCUUGGCGAACCUAACCCUUCCCUGUGAAUCUGCUCCUGGCUCUUUUUCCCUCCGUCUCAAGGACCCCCACUGGAGCUCAUCAGAGGUGGACUUGUACUUCUGCUGCCUGGGAUGGUUGCAAAAGCUCCCAGAGUGGAAACUCACCAAAACUGGUGGUGCACUUUAGAUUCAGGACCAUGUUCUGCAGGAAUGCUGAAGAAGUGUGGAAUUCCACUCUGGGCAGUGCGUUCUCAGUAAAUACCUAGGGCAGGAUUGCCUUAGCUUUUUAAAUUGAAAGUACCUUUACCUUUAAAUUAAAUCAAGCUUAGUUUUUAUUCUGCUCCUGCCCGUUUGUUGGAGCGCAGCAUCCAUCAUGGAAAGCCAAAACCCAACCUGGCCAGAAAAUGUUAUUCUUUUUCCUUCUGGUGCAAUUGAUUCAUGCAUCCAUACUGGGUAAACUGAGUCAUCCUGAUCCUGUUCACACUGGUGAAAUGCAGCUGAAGCCCUGCUGGGUUUUAUGUGUGAUGGGCAGAGCUCUGAUUGCACCAUUGUGUCCACCACCUUUUCUUUUUUUACUACACCCUUUGGGCACUCCUCUGGCUCACCAUUCCAGGUGCAUAAAUAAGAGGGCAGUCGGGCUGGCCUAACGUGGUCUCUCACUGCAUCGUGCAGGCUGUCACAAUCUCUCCACUUUUUAAAAAUGUUCUUAAUAAACUAAAUAUAUGCCAUGCAUCUAUGUAUACA
Candoia aspera is the source of this 2961-nucleotide messenger RNA. It is a transcript of the gene AIFM3, whose product is annotated as apoptosis inducing factor mitochondria associated 3. The record is from RefSeq and is a predicted model, not a curated record. Gene Ontology annotation, molecular function: 2 iron, 2 sulfur cluster binding; flavin adenine dinucleotide binding; oxidoreductase activity, acting on NAD(P)H. Bases 200 to 2179 code for a protein of 659 amino acids. The transcript has 20 exons. NCBI's taxonomy places the organism in Eukaryota, Metazoa, Chordata, Lepidosauria, Squamata, Candoiidae. Gene Ontology annotation, cellular component: cytoplasm; mitochondrion. Gene Ontology annotation, biological process: execution phase of apoptosis.